Messenger RNA from Penicillium macrosclerotiorum, 720 nucleotides. RefSeq lists its product as uncharacterized. The transcript has a single exon. The coding region runs from base 1 to 720 and encodes 239 amino acids. The record is from RefSeq and is a predicted model, not a curated record. Lineage: Eukaryota; Fungi; Ascomycota; Eurotiomycetes; Eurotiales; Aspergillaceae.
AUGACGCCCAGAUGUUAUAAGCAUAAAUACCCUCCUUGGGAAGCGGAAGGGGAGUGUUACGUCCGCUGGAUAAGUGACCCUGAGGCCCGUGACUGCAUCAUUCCUAGAUCUUCUUUUAGACUUGGAGAUAUGAGAUACCGGGGGUUUGGAGUGCAUAUUGAGCCAGAAACUAUCCCAUUUAAUUACGAGGAGUGGAUCCACGAUACUGACUAUCCAGCCGGACGUCCUGACCGAACUGCCGUCUACCAACGAUGUGAAAUCGUGAAGGGCUCGCGACGAGGUCCAGGCGACACGCAGUCAAUGUGGAUGUGCAGGUUGGGGCCAGGUGUGAUAUUCUUUCAAGAUCUCCCCACAGUGCUUUUUCCCAUGGACCCUCCCGUCUCCAUAGUCGCCCAGGCGCUCUACCAAGAGCUCUUCGUGCUAUGGGGUCUUCAGCACCUGGUGUUCGAUAUUAGGAGAACCGCGACCGAAACACUCAAAUGUGUCGAGCAGCAAAUUUACAAGGGACUGCCAUUCCCCUCUGAGCAACGUCUCCUCUGGCGUUAUCCUUCGCCAGAGUACAUCGCAUUGAUGGGUACGCCUGUUGGCAAAAUCGUUGCCAGCUUUGUCCUAGGUGCGUACGGCCAGGGUGUCAAGCACGUCUCCCGAAUCACUACUUGGCAGUCUCAGGUUAUGUCUGACGCAUACUACAUUCGAUUUGAUAUUGAUGAUAUGUCUUGA